Molecule: messenger RNA, 1127 nt
Organism: Plectropomus leopardus (leopard coralgrouper)
Lineage: Eukaryota; Metazoa; Chordata; Actinopteri; Perciformes; Serranidae
Source: RefSeq, a predicted model, not a curated record
UAUGCUGAUGGAAACGGAGGGCUGAUGAUUUUAAACUUUAAACUUUAAACUCUGCGUUUGAAUCUAGUUUAACAGUUUGUGUUAUUUCUCUUGUCGGUGGUUUAAAUCAGAGGAGAGCAGAGAGGGAGCAGGAAUGGCUCAACAAGCUGCAACAUGACUGUCAGUGACUUCAUUCACAGUGAAGCAAGCGGGCGAUGCCGGCGGCACUGUGGCGCGCAGGACUGCUGCUCAGCUUCCUCGGUUUCUGCGCCUGUCUGGAGGAUCAGUGCGUCCUGGGCGUAGUGGGGCGGCCCGUCUCUCUGCCCUGCGUUUACCCGCAGUUAUUGUCCUCUGAGAACAUUUCCAUCGAGUGGAGGAGAGGUGAGGAGGUGGUGCUCACAUCAGUGGUGAAGGAGGAUGGAGAUGUGGAGGAAUGGAGCGUUAACAGAGCAACAACCCCGGCUGAUGCUGCACUCACCGGGAACUUCUCCCUGCAGCUGCCCACCGUGGAUCCAUCAAAGCAGCAGAUAAACUACAGCCUCUUCGUCAAUUCAGGGGAAAAUCAGAGCACCGAGCUGUGCACCGUGUGCCUUAGGACUGCAGCCAGUUUCAGCUUCCCGAGGCUGCAGAAGGAAGCAGAAGACGGAGAGGAGACGACCUUCUUGUGUCAGUCCAGCGGAGGUUUCCCCGAACCUGCAGUUUAUUGGCUCAUCAACAACACAGAGGAGCCCCCCGAAGGCUCAGUGAUGACCAAGGUGGCCCCGCUCCCCAACACCAAUCUGUACAACGUCACCAGCCUCCUGACGGUCAACGUUUCCAAAGAUGACAGCGUGUCCUGCGUCAUACAGAACCUGUCCAUGAACGAAACCUUGUCAUCCACAACCUAUGGAGGGAAGGGCAGCCCGGUGAAGAGUCGAGCGUCGGAGGCCAUGUGGAUGUUCAGCACGGGUCUGUGCGUGGUGGUCGGCGUCAUGGUGCUGGCGGGCGUCAUGUAUCAGAUCCACCUGGACAGAAUCAGCAAGAAGAAGAAGAAAGAGUUCCAGAAGGAGCAGGAGCAGACGAAAAGAGGUGAGCGCCUGACAAACCUCACACCGCCCACUUUUACACGCGUCUCAGAGUUUCUCCAAAAACUCCUCAGAGGCUACUGA